Ananas comosus (pineapple) is the source of this 1836-nucleotide messenger RNA. RefSeq names its product syntaxin-32-like. Gene Ontology annotation, cellular component: SNARE complex; Golgi membrane; endomembrane system. Gene Ontology annotation, molecular function: SNAP receptor activity; SNARE binding. The record is from RefSeq and is a predicted model, not a curated record. NCBI's taxonomy places the organism in Eukaryota, Viridiplantae, Streptophyta, Magnoliopsida, Poales, Bromeliaceae. The transcript has 6 exons. Gene Ontology annotation, biological process: intracellular protein transport; vesicle fusion; endoplasmic reticulum to Golgi vesicle-mediated transport. The coding region runs from base 486 to 1517 and encodes 343 amino acids.
UCGCUAAUCACACCACUUAUAAUUCCUCGUCCCUAUAUUAUAUAUAUAUAUAUAUAUAUAUGAAUAAAUUUGUAAUUCGCCCCAUUUCUCUCCACUUUGUGGUUGUUUAAUUCUCGCUCUCGAGCACUUACACGACAAACUCGUCUUUAGAUUCAGAAUCUGCGGAUGCUUCAAAAACUACUCAAGGUUUAAUUCUCAUUGAAACAGCGCGAUUUAGUUUGAUGUCCCAAUUGUUAUCGAUUGGUGAUCCCGGAUCUGGCAAUUUGGAACCGAUUUUGCUACGAUUUGGUAGAGAUUUAUAGUAUCAAUUGAUGUGGAAACCCUAGCUCGAGGUGAAUCGGAUUCAGUAUGCUUUUGCCAUUUUAGUGGAGGAUCUCAUAGACGACUGAUGGCGAAACCCUAGCUCAAGGUGAUCGGAGUCGUUUACUUGUCGGAUCCAGUGUUGUUGGUUGCAUCUCGGAUAUUAGUGUAGGUGUAUUUUGGAGAUGAUGCAUUCGAGAUCUACGCAGCUAUCGUAUCGGGAUCGAACAGAUGAGUUCCGUGCCGCCGUAGAGAGCUUGAAGAAGCACCUAUCAUUCACCACCACCACAACAGAUGCUCCCAGUGGUAGUGCCACCGCAUCGAGAUUCGAUGGUUCGAGAUCAGUGGUGUCAAUCCAAUCGGAGUUCAGCAAGAAGGCCUCGAAAAUUGGGCUUGGGAUCCAUCAAACAUCACAGAAGCUCACCAGACUCGCCAGAUUGGCAAAGAGGACAUCAAUUUUCGACGAUCCCACUGUAGAGAUACAGGAAUUAACAGCAGUUAUCAAGAAGGAUAUUACUGCUUUAAAUUCUGGAGUUUUAGAUCUUCAACUCCUUUGCAAUUCUCAAAGUGGGAGUGUUAAUAUUUCAAAAGACACCACCAGUCAUUCAACAACUGUAGUUGAUAAUCUGAAAAACCGCUUGAUGAGCACAACGAAAGAAUUUAAAGAAGUUCUGACUAUGAGGACAGAGAAUUUGAAGGCGCAUGAUAAUAGAAGGCAGCUAUUCUCUUCUUCUGCUUCGAAGGAUGCAACCAAUCCUUUCAUUCGCCAACGCCCUCUGGCUUCUAGGGGAUCUUUUGACUCUACAACUCCAGCACCAUGGGCAAAUGAUUCGGAUUCAUCUCCAUUGUUCCGAAGGAAAAAGAAGAAUGGGGACUCGUCGUCAUCAACCCAGCCUGUAGUACAGCAGCAACAGCAGCAGCAACUGGCGGUACAGGAUAGUUACAUGCAGAGCAGGGCGGUGGCUCUUCAAAAUGUCGAAUCAACGAUUCAUGAGCUGGGCAACAUCUUUACACAACUUGCUACCAUGGUUUCUCAACAAGGAGAGCUUGCUAUCAGGAUUGAUGAGAACAUGGAUGACACAUUGACGAAUGUGGAGGGAGCACAGGGGGCUCUGCUCAAGUAUCUUAGCAGCAUAUCCUCGAAUAGGUGGCUGAUGAUCAAGAUAUUCUUCAUCUUGAUGGUCUUCCUCAUGGUUUUCCUAUUCUUCGUUGCGUAAUUCUGUGGUAACAUCCAGAUUUUCUCAUUUUCUUCUUUUCCCUCACUACACCAUUUCGUUCCGAUGAUAAGCAGCUUUGCCAUGUAGAAUGGCAUUUGCGUGUGUAUAUCCAGAGUGAGACAUCGAUAUCCUGAGUCGGGAUGUGCUCCGCUCUUGCUUUGUUCUGUUUUGUUAUACAUGUUCGUUAGAAUCUUUUCCUUUACAUAAAUGUAAUCUUGAUUGGAUUGUACAUUUUGCAUUGAAGUAUAAGAUCGAAAGGACACGCCAAGAGAAAUCUUAGGCAUGCACUGGUUUGGUGCACUGGGUGCUGGUGAAAUUA